AUGGCCUUCCUCUGGCUCCUCUCCUGCUUCGCCCUCCUGAACACAGCCUUCGGCUGUGGGGUCCCUGCCAUCCAACCUGUGCUGACUGGCCUUUCCAGGAUCGUCAACGGGGAGACCGCUGUCCCCGGCUCCUGGCCCUGGCAGGUGUCCCUGCAGGACAGCACCGGCUUCCACUUCUGUGGAGGCUCCCUUAUCAGCAAGGACUGGGUGGUCACUGCUGCCCACUGCGGGGUCACAACCUCUGACCGCGUUGUGGCUGGGGAGUUUAACCAGGGCUCGAGCUCCGAGGACAUUCAGGUCCUGAAGAUUGCCAAGGUUUUCAAGAACCCCAGCUACAGCUCGCUCACCAUCAACAAUGACAUCACUCUUCUGAAGCUGUCCACGCCCGCCAGCUUCUCCCAGACCGUGUCGGCUGUGUGCCUGCCCAGCGCUGAUGACAACUUUGCCGCUGGGACAAUUUGCGCCACCACCGGCUGGGGCCUGACUAAGUACACCAAUGCCAACACCCCUGACAAGCUGCAGCAGGCGGCCCUGCCCCUCCUGUCCAACACCAAAUGCAAGAAUUACUGGGGCAGCAAGAUCACCAGUAAGAUGAUCUGCGCAGGUGCCAGCGGCGUCUCCUCCUGCAUGGGUGAUUCUGGUGGACCCCUGGUCUGCCAGAAGGAUGGAGCCUGGACCCUGGUGGGCAUCGUGUCCUGGGGCAGCAGCACCUGCUCCACCUCCACCCCUGGCGUGUACGCCCGUGUCACCGCGCUCGUCUCCUGGGUACAGAAGAUAUUGGCGGCCAACUGAGCCCCCAGUCUCACCUUGGCCUCCCUGCUUCCACAAAGCCUCAAUAAACCGGUAGAACACA
This is a messenger RNA of Camelus dromedarius (Arabian camel), 853 nucleotides long. Its product is annotated as chymotrypsinogen A. Gene Ontology annotation, biological process: proteolysis. The transcript is spliced from 7 exons. The record is from RefSeq and is a predicted model, not a curated record. Bases 1 to 792 code for a protein of 263 amino acids. NCBI's taxonomy places the organism in Eukaryota, Metazoa, Chordata, Mammalia, Artiodactyla, Camelidae. Gene Ontology annotation, molecular function: serine-type endopeptidase activity.